CUACAUUGUACCUAUAAUUUGACGUUUUAAUGACAGUUGUGUGACGUCACAUACUAGUGAGCAGAAAAACUUUUUUGCGGCAACUACAAAAUGGAGUUUUUUUUUACUGAAAUACACAACGAAAUUAUGAAUAUCCAAUUUUUAUGGACUCCAUAAAUAUUAGAAAAUAAUGAAAAUUGUAGCUCCCGACUGCGAGAAGUGAAAUUGUUUUCAUAAUAUACGCGAAUCGGAGCAAAAGAACAACAUAACGACAACCUCCGUGGCUGAAGUGGUAUCAAUACAAAACCCUACAUAAUAAUCAAAGUACAUAUAUCAAAGUCUCGUUUGCAGUGAAAAACAUCCUCCAAAAUUGCCGAUGAUCAGCAACAGAACAACGGGCCCGGGAACUAUUAAGUUCGAUGUAUUGGUGACUGCUAAUAUAUACGUACUCAAUGAAGAGGAAAUCCCUUCGUUAACUACCAUGAGCUCGGAUAUUUUGGCUGUUAGUCCAGAACUGUACCAGAGACGCUUAAUCACGAUACGCAACAUCGAGAACGAUGCCAGUGCCAGAAUGAUCAAGCCAGAGAAACGGAAGUGCCGCUACACCGACGAGAACUUCUUGGAAGUGUACCGACACUACUCGUACACAGCAUGCACUGUGCAGUGCAGGAAGAACGCCCAACUUCGUUUGUGCAACUGUACUAACUUCUUCAUGCCCAAUGUCCCUGAAUACAUGAAAUGCAACAUCAGCGGCAUCAUGUGUCUGAAUAACCACGUCAAUGUUCUAUCUGUUUUAAAGGCUGAGUGGUCGUCACGUUCCGGUUUAUACUGCAACUGUUUACCAUCGUGCACAGAAGCUGAAAUAACCACAGUGAAAGACUUCAAGAUAGUCACUUCUGAAAGUUUUGCCUCCGUCGAGAUCGGUCUUGCGAUGUUGCCAAGCGAGAGAUACAAGAGGAAUGUGGUGCGAGGAGUACUAGAUUUAGUGGGUGGGGCUUGCUUGGAGUUAUAUAAGCUGGCGGUUGGGGCACGUGAGGCGCUCGUUGAUGUAGACCCGAGCGCCGCCCUCAUCAGCGGUGUUCGGGGCGCCGUCCUCCGAAUCCGCGGCCGGAAGGCCGCCCUUCGCAACAGUGACCCUGCGGUGCGCCCAGAGCAGCUGGGCUGGCGGCACGCCAGGCGCACCUCCAUACGGCGCGGCCGUGCCUCGGCGAACACCAAGUCCCGCCUGUCGAGAGUCACUCCUAGCCGCACGGCAAGCAUGGUGUCGCUCUGCUACACGCUGACGCCCCUCUCUUCGGGCAACCCGCCGAUAUCCAGGACGGACAUCAACGCCUCCUGA
Molecule: messenger RNA, 1318 nt
Organism: Chilo suppressalis (striped riceborer)
Lineage: Eukaryota; Metazoa; Arthropoda; Insecta; Lepidoptera; Crambidae
Source: the annotation of a GenBank genome assembly